Lycium barbarum (goji berry) is the source of this 1071-nucleotide messenger RNA. RefSeq names its product auxin-responsive protein IAA13-like. Bases 76 to 843 code for a protein of 255 amino acids. The transcript is spliced from 4 exons. The record is from RefSeq and is a predicted model, not a curated record. Gene Ontology annotation, molecular function: protein binding. Gene Ontology annotation, biological process: regulation of DNA-templated transcription. NCBI's taxonomy places the organism in Eukaryota, Viridiplantae, Streptophyta, Magnoliopsida, Solanales, Solanaceae. Gene Ontology annotation, cellular component: nucleus.
UAUCAUCACUUCAUUCUCAUCAGUCUAUUGAACUUCAUUUUUUUCUCAUAUAGAAAAAAACUUGAACCCCUUCUCAUGGAAACAACACUUGGUUUACUAGGUGGUGAUGACACAAGUUCAAGUGUAUCAAAAAUGGAGCAUGAUUAUUCAUCUUACACUGAUGAAACUGGGCUUGAGUUGGGUUUGGGCCUGGGCCCAAGUCUAACAAAGGUUAAGAAAUCAUCAAGAACAUGGUGUGAGUAUGGUAGAAUCUUGACUGCUAAAGACUUUCCUAAUGGAUUUAUUACGGGGACAGUUAAUAAUAUGUGUGUUGAUUCUAGUACUGAGAAUACUGGAAAUGCUUCCACAAGUUCCAGUCAGGUUGUGGGAUGGCCACCAAUAAGGACUUACAGGAUGAAUAGUUUUAAUCAAUCAAAGAUUACAAAUGCUGAUCAAGAAGAAAAUGGAGCUAGUGGGAACAAAGAGAUGGAGGAUUCAAAGAAGAAAUUUAAUCAUGGAAAUACCAAGAACGAGGCAGAUUUUGUGAAGGUGAAUAUGGAUGGAUUGCCAAUUGGAAGAAAAGUGGAUUUGGGUUCUCAUACUUGCUAUGAAACCUUAGGCAAAACCCUGGAGGAGAUGUUCUUUAAAUCGAACAAAACUACAAAUUCUACUAAUUGUGGAGAAAAUGAACAAGUAAAAAAGUCAUGUAAGCUCUUGGAUGGAUCAUCAGGGUUUGUUCUCACAUAUGAGGAUAAAGAUGGAGACUGGAUGCUUGUUGGAGACGUUCCAUGGGGGAUGUUUCUGAGCACUGUGAAAAGGCUAAGAAUCAUGAGGACUGCUGAGGCCAAAGGACUUGGUAUGUAGAACAUGGAGAGACACAAAGAAAAUCGAUCUAGUGCACUUAGCAAAUGAAAUGAAACCAUAGCUUGGAAAGACCAUAUCGGAAAACAGUACAAGUAGAGAAAGCAAAGAGUACACAUUUAGGGAGUGCUUUUUAAUAGUUUUGUUUCGCAAUCAUUUUUUCUGUCUAAUGUAAGCCUCAUUGAAGUUAGUUCUUAUAACCCGUUAUAGUUGAUACAAAUGUUUGCUCGA